UAAGCCUGUAACGUUUAUCCGGAGGCGAAACAGUAGGAACCUUUGUCAAAUUUUCAGAUACCGGAGCUCAGGGGAAAGAAAUGGCUACUCCAGCUCAUACCUCGCUCCUCCUCUCCAAUCCUUCGCCGCAACCGCAAUCGCAACUCUUGUUCACUGCCCGGAGAUCAGUUUCCGCUCACACUAGAGCAACCAGAUUUAAAUGCUCAGCGAGCCAGACUGGGUUCUUCAGUCGGCUCGGUCGGUUGAUAAAAGAGAAGGCGAAAAGUGACGUCGAGAAGGUCUUCUCCGGAUUCUCGAAAACCAGAGACAAUCUCGCUGUCAUCGAUGAACUCCUCCUGUACUGGAACCUCGCCGAGACUGACCGAGUCCUCGACGAGCUGGAAGAGAUUCUACUGGUCGCUGAUUUUGGGCCGAAAAUCACAAUCAAGAUCGUAGAGAGCUUACGGGAGGAUAUUCUGGCGAGGAAGCUCAAAUCAGGAAGUGAAAUCAAGGAUGCUUUGAAGAGUCGUGUGCUGGAUUUGUUAGUCACGAAGGGGAACAAGACGGAGCUUCAACUUGGAUUCAGGAAACCGGCUGUGAUCAUGAUAAUUGGCGUUAAUGGUGGUGGAAAGACAACAUCCCUUGGCAAGCUGGCAUAUAGAUUGAAGAAUGAAGGAGUGAAGAUAUUGAUGGCAGCCGGAGAUACAUUUAGGGCAGCUGCCAGUGAUCAGUUGGAGAUAUGGGCUGAAAGGACUGGAUGUGAAAUUGUUGUGGCUGAAGAAGAAAAGGCAAAAGCAUCAUCUGUUCUUUCACGGGCUGUCAAAAGAGGGAAAGAAGAGGGCUUUGAUAUUGUUCUGUGCGACACCUCUGGACGUCUCCACACGAAUUACAGCCUAAUGGAAGAGUUGAUAGCAUGUAAGAAAGUUGUGGGCAAAGUCGUUCCUGGUGCACCCAAUGAGAUCUUGCUGGUGCUGGAUGGGACCACGGGUCUCAAUAUGCUUCCCCAAGCAAGAGAGUUCAACGAGGUGGUGGGGGUAACGGGUUUCAUUUUGACGAAGCUUGAUGGCACUGCAAGAGGUGGCUGUGUGGUUAGCGUCGUGGACGAGCUUGGCAUCCCUGUGAAGUUUGUUGGUGUCGGUGAAGGCGUAGAAGACCUCCAACCUUUCGACGCAGAGGCUUUCGUGAAUGCCAUAUUUACCUAGGGCCUGAACCAGAGUUAGUAUGCCGGCACUUCACAGUUGGGGGGAUGCGGCGAAUACAAGAAGUCGGGAACACGAAGAUCAGCACUGGGAAAAGCCAAGCCAACUUCCGCCGGGACUACGAAAGGAGCCUAGCUUCAGGAGGAGCCAUUUCACAACAACAGUGUUGAGCAAAAGAGAGGAUUGAUGGUGGUAUUGGGACAUUGGAGAUGUAGAAAUGAACGAUAAAAAGCUUAAUGCAAUUUGUCUUUCUGUCUGUAUAAGAACACCAUUACACACAUCAAAGGACCAUCAUCUUGUAAUCUUCCAAAAUGGUGUUCCAAAAGAACUCAUCUAGUGAUGAGGCAAAUUGUGAAUUAUGAAAUGGGAGCAAACGGGUCCGCAUUUUCUUUCUUGCGUGCGUCUUCUGUUUCCGGUUUCAUAACUUGGAGGCAGGCAGGUGAUAGAAAGUAGCCCGAGCGGUGAACAUGAGCUUCCCAGUUUUCUUCUGUCGGAAUUCCAUCGAAACCACCGUCAAGUUUCUUCCGCUCCUCACCACCGACGCGUCAACCGUCACCGUCUCAUUUUGAGGGGCGGCGGAGAGGUAAGAAAUGCCCAAUUCGCCUAGAAACAGCUCCUUCUCCUCCGGCACUAGGGUUCUUGCACAGGCAAUCGACACUCUCUCCGCCACUGCCGCGGCGGCCCCUCCGUGCAGUCCUUUGUAGAAAUUCUCUACGACGGGGAGGACGGAGAAGGAGCAAGAGAUCCGGCCGCGUUCGACGGCGUGGACGUUGAGCAGGCCGCGGAUGAUAUCGGAGUAGGAGUCGGUGGUGGAUGUGUACUUCUCGACGGCAGGAUCGGAGACUCCGAGGUUUGUGAAGAAUCUAUUUACCGUAUUGACGUAUUGAAGAGGAAUGUCCCUCGCGAUUGUUUCCGUGGCCGUCGAGCCGUCGCCGGCGGUGGCUGAGUUGACGUCCUUGGUCAUCUCUCUCUCCAGUUCAGCUCAACCAGGCACCUGUUUACUCUUUUUGGGAAACCAACCACUUCUACUCUUCUAGCCUGGCCUUCAGGCCUUGUGCUUUCCCACCCAAUCUUUUGUUGGUGAAUUUUCCUUCCCAUUUUGGCUUCUCCCUUUUGAUUGGUUAUCUCGAAU
Molecule: messenger RNA, 2310 nt
Organism: Linum tenue
Lineage: Eukaryota; Viridiplantae; Streptophyta; Magnoliopsida; Malpighiales; Linaceae
Source: the annotation of a GenBank genome assembly